Molecule: messenger RNA, 999 nt
Organism: Lagopus muta (rock ptarmigan)
Lineage: Eukaryota; Metazoa; Chordata; Aves; Galliformes; Phasianidae
Product: GTPase IMAP family member 1-like
Exons: 3
Molecular function (GO): GTP binding
Source: RefSeq, a predicted model, not a curated record
AUGCAGGCAGGACACAGCGGUGGCUCGGGGACACCUUUCCUCGUGGCCCUAGAACGGGCCCUCGGUGCCCAGAACGGGACGGGGUCCGCGGGAGCGCGGCGCGGGGCGGGCGGCCCCAGGGGCGGCCGCUGGAUGCGGGACGACGAAGCGCCACCGGAGCUGCGGCUGCUGCUCGUCGGGAAGAGCGGCGGCGGGAGGAGCGCGACGGGGAACAGCAUCCUGGGGCGGGCGGCCUUCGAGUCGCGGCUGUCCACGCGCGCGGUGACGCAGAGGAGCGAGCGGCAGAGCGGCUCGUGGAAGGGUUACCGCGUGCACGUGGUGGACACGCCGGACGCCUUCGACUCGCCGGAGCGCAGCGCCCGGUGCCUCCGCGAGGUCGCCCGCUGCGCGCUGCUGUCGGCGCCGGGGCCGCACGCGCUGCUGCUGGUGACUCAGCUGGGCCACUUCACGCAGGAGGACGAGGCGGCCGUCCGGCAAGUGUGGCGGCUGUUCGGGCGCGGAGCCGCCGAGCGCACCGUCGUGGUCUUCACGCACGGGGACGAGCUGACGGGCGGCUCCCUUGUGCGGCACGUGGAGGACACCGGCACCGCCGCGCUGCGGGAGCUGCUGUGGGACUGCGGGGGACGGUGCUGCGCCUUCGACAACAGGGCAGUCGGGGGGGCGGGAGAGAAGCGGGUCGGGGAGCUGCUGGAGACGGUGCUGCGCAUGCUGGGGGGAGACCUGAGCGCCCACUACCGGAACGAGCUCUUCGACGGCGCCGUGCAGCUCCUGAAGCGCCGGGACGUCGACUUCGAGGAGAAAUGCGAUAUCCUGGCCGAAAACAUGGAGCGGCAGCUGCGGGGCUGGUGGCACACGUGGCUCCUGGAGUGGCUGCGGUCCAUCCCGGCUGUGCGACGGCUGUGCCGCACGCCGUGAGCGCGGUGCGUCUGCUGCUGCUUCUCCUGCGUCCUUUCAGCGCUGCUGGCCCUCUGGCGCGCCCUGCGGUCUGUGCACUCCUGA